Messenger RNA from Ictidomys tridecemlineatus (thirteen-lined ground squirrel), 4631 nucleotides. The record is from RefSeq and is a predicted model, not a curated record. Lineage: Eukaryota; Metazoa; Chordata; Mammalia; Rodentia; Sciuridae.
UCAAGUAUGAGAAAAGCUGCCGCCAAACUUGGAGGUCAUAUGGAUUUUGUAGAAAUUUUAGUUUUUUGAAAAAUUAUUUAGUAUGUUCUUCACGUCUUUGAGGAUUCUUUCUAGCUUCCCUCUUUAAUGUAAAUUUUGUUUAGUUUCCCUGAUAUUGCAUGUAGUUCCAUGUGAACUAUUGGGGUCCAAUGGUGUUAUAAUUCAAAAGAGUCUUCAGUUUGAAACCAUGACCUCUUCACCAUCUUGAAUAAUGCCUCAUAGCUUUGUGUUCUGACCCAAAGUCUUAAAUGUCUGUGCCUAUGGGGAAGAACUGAGUUUCUCAACUUUUUAGAUAUCUUAUCAAAACUAUAUGAAUAACAAUAAAUGUCAGAAGAGCCAAGUAGACAUAUAACAUUUUAUACUGAAGUCACCAGGUCUCUUCCACUUGGGCAGUGUGUGCUAAAGGUGGAGAUUAUUGUCUUUUAGGAUUCCUUUGAAAAUGUCCUUUACACUGAUCACUCUCUCAUUAGGAAAGUCUUGUUUUGCAGCACCCCCUACUUUAUCAUGCUAGACUUUAAUGAAUGACUUACUGUCAAAAGUUCCAGAUUGUCAUACUUUAUGACAGUGUAUUCUAUAUUUCUUCUAAAGCAGAGGAAGAAAGAUACUUUAGGGGUUCCAACUAUAAUUGUAAUGUUUACCAUGAAGAGAAUGCUACAUCCUGCAAUUUAGGAGCUAUUUAUAUAUUUUAUGAAUUGUAUUAAUUUAGAAAAUCUUUUAUGUUAAGUUAUAUAGUUAAUACCUAUAAUCUUAGUUUUAAGUCUUGAAUUCUGAAUUCUAAAUAAUUAUUCAUCUGCCCUGUUCCAGUCUGAGUUUUUUAAUGUCUUUAAAAUCAUGUUUCCUACUUAUUGUGAAAAACAUAGAAAAUAUAGAGAAUAAGGCCAAAUCUACACAUAACUUCACAACUGAUAGAUGUAGCCGUUUGAAGAUUUUUCUUCUUCUCCUUUUUUUCUAGUCAUAUAAAUGAAUAUUCUUCUUCAUAUACUUAGAAAUGUCUGUUUAUAACUAUAUUCUUCAUUUCUUUAUAUUUCCUCCCUCAUUUUUAUAUCAUUAAAUUUUCUUUAGAGACAGAAUUUAAUGACCUACAGGCUUUCUUUCUGUUGCUUCUUUUCUGACUUUUUAUAUGUCUAUAUUGUGCUCUGACUUUAAAAAGUUAUUAAAACUGUGGAAUUUUAGUUAUUAAAAACUGUUACUAUUUAGUAGUCAUAACUACUUCUCCGUGAAUUUAUGAACUCUUGACUAGGACAAACAAAGUUGGUCUCUAUUUAUUAGUCUAUUAGGAAGUCAUUAAUUUUUAGGUUAUAUAUUAGCUUUUGUCUUUAUCUGAAGCAUUAGAACAUGGGCUAUUAUAUUGGCUUCUGUUUAUUUAGUAAUUCAGUUUCUUAUUUAUAAUAGUGUGCAUCUGUGACUGCUUGAUUGUGGGUGGUAUUGAGGAUUAACUAAGAGCAGGAAGGUGCUGCAUCUUUAUACUUCAGUGUCUAUGGAAUUUGGACAAGUUAUUCUACUUCACUGAACCUCGUUUUUAAGAUUAAAGACUAAAUGAGGUACUCAAGUACGUAGUAGAGAGUGUGGUAGAUGGGCAGUCUUGAUAUUCUUGUUACUUUGUUGUUGUUAUUGUCAUUGUGAGGUCUUUGGCUAUUGAGCAAAAUAAAGGUGACUGAGAAGAGAUUGAAAACCUUGCAAACCUUCCUCUACCCAUGAAGUAGCAAACCAUGGCGGAAAAAAAAAGACAAAAAUUCUACUCUAAUUGUAGACCCGCAGAAAGGCAUCUUUGUCUCACAGAAGGAGGUGUGGAUUUGCAAGGCUGCCAGCUGGAUAUGCAAAUACUACCUGACGGCCCAAAGAGUGAUGUGGACUUUUCAGAGAUUCUUAAUGCAAUACAAGAAAUGGCCAAGGAUGUCAAUAUUCUUUUUGAUGAAUUAGAAGCUGUCAAUAGUCCUUGCAAAGAUGAUGAUUCCCUCCUUCACCCCGGAAACCUGACCAGUACUUCAGAUGAUGCCAGCAGAUUAGAAACAGGGGGAGAGACAGUGCCAGAAAGAAACAAAUCAAAUGGACUUUACUUUAGAGAUGGAAAGUGUCGAAUUGACUACAUUCUUGUGUACAGAAAAUCCAAUCCCCAGACUGAAAAGAGAGAAGUAUUUGAAAGAAAUAUUAGAGCAGAAGGAUUACAAAUGGAGAAAGAGUCCUCUCUAAUAAAUAGUGACAUUAUCUUUGUGAAGUUGCAUGCCCCAUGGGAAGUUCUUGGAAGAUAUGCAGAACAAAUGAAUGUAAGGAUGCCUUUCAGGAGAAAAAUCUAUUACCUGCCCCGCCGGUACAAGUUCAUGAGCAGGAUCGAUAAACAAAUAAGCAGGUUUCGGAGAUGGUUACCCAAGAAGCCAAUGAGGCUGGACAAGGAGACACUGCCAGACCUGGAGGAGAACGACUGCUACACUGCCCCUUUCAGCCAGCAAAGGAUCCAUCACUUCAUCAUCCACAACAAAGACACUUUCUUCAACAAUGCCACAAGAAGUAGAAUUGUACAUCACAUUCUGCAAAGAAUAAAGUACGAAGAAGGAAAAAACAAAAUCGGUCUGAAUCGCUUGCUUACCAAUGGCUCCUAUGAAGCUGCUUUUCCCCUGCAUGAGGGAAGUUACAGAAGUAAGAACUCCAUUCGAACCCACGGAGCUGUGAACCACCGGCAUCUACUCUAUGAGUGCUGGGCUUCCUGGGGCGUAUGGUAUAAAUACCAGCCUUUGGAUCUUGUCAGGCGGUACUUUGGAGAGAAGAUCGGGCUGUACUUUGCCUGGUUGGGCUGGUAUACUGGCAUGCUCUUCCCAGCUGCCUUCAUUGGAUUGUUCGUCUUUCUGUAUGGAGUCACCACCCUGGAUCACUGCCAAGUCAGUAAAGAAGUCUGCCAAGCUACAGAUAUCAUCAUGUGUCCUGUGUGUGAUAAAUACUGUCCAUUCAUGAGGCUGUCUGACAGCUGUGUUUAUGCCAAGGUGACCCACCUUUUUGACAAUGGAGCCACUGUCUUCUUUGCUGUUUUCAUGGCAGUCUGGGCAACAGUUUUCCUGGAAUUUUGGAAAAGACGUCGAGCAGUAAUUGCUUAUGACUGGGAUUUGAUAGACUGGGAAGAAGAGGAGGAAGAAAUACGACCACAGUUUGAAGCCAAGUAUUCCAAGAAGGAACGGAUGAAUCCCAUUUCAGGAAAGCCAGAACCUUAUCAAGCAUUUGCCGAUAAAUGCAGCAGACUUAUUGUUUCUGCAUCGGGGAUAUUUUUUAUGAUCUGUGUGGUGAUCGCUGCUGUAUUCGGAAUUGUCAUUUACCGUGUGGUGACUGUCAGCACUUUUGCUGCCUUUAAGUGGGCGUUAAUCAGGAAUAACUCUCAGGUUGCAACCACAGGGACUGCCGUUUGCAUCAAUUUUUGUAUCAUUAUGUUACUGAACGUGCUCUAUGAAAAGGUUGCACUGCUUCUGACAAAUUUAGAGCAGCCUCGCACAGAGUCCGAAUGGGAGAACAGCUUCACCUUGAAAAUGUUUCUUUUUCAGUUUGUCAAUCUGAAUAGCUCCACGUUUUACAUCGCAUUCUUCCUUGGAAGAUUCACAGGACACCCAGGUGCCUACUUGAGGCUGAUAAACAGGUGGAGACUAGAAGAGUGCCACCCUAGUGGAUGCCUUAUUGAUCUCUGUAUGCAAAUGGGUAUUAUAAUGGUGCUAAAGCAGACCUGGAAUAAUUUCAUGGAACUUGGCUACCCGUUAAUUCAGAACUGGUGGACUAGAAGAAAAGUACGUCAAGAACAUGGGACUGAAAGGAAAGUAAACUUCCCACAAUGGGAAAAGGACUACAACCUUCAGCCAAUGAAUGCCUAUGGACUCUUUGAUGAGUACUUGGAAAUGAUUCUUCAGUUUGGAUUCACAACUAUCUUUGUGGCAGCUUUUCCCCUAGCACCACUUCUAGCCUUACUGAAUAACAUCAUUGAAAUUCGACUGGAUGCUUACAAAUUUGUCACACAAUGGAGGAGACCUUUAGCUUCAAGGGCCAAAGACAUAGGAAUUUGGUAUGGAAUUCUUGAAGGCAUUGGGAUUCUCUCGGUUAUUACAAAUGCAUUUGUCAUAGCGAUAACAUCUGACUUUAUCCCUCGCUUGGUGUAUGCUUAUAAAUAUGGACCUUGUGCAGGCCAAGGAGAAGCUGGGCAAAAGUGCAUGGUUGGCUAUGUGAAUGCCAGCUUGUCUGUGUUUCGAAUUUCUGACUUUGAGAACCGGUCUGAGCCUGAAUCUGAUGGCAGUGAGUUCUCAGGAACUCCUCUCAAGUACUGCAGAUACAGAGACUACCGGGACCCUCCUCAUUCACUUGUGCCCUAUGGCUACACACUGCAGUUCUGGCACGUGCUAGCAGCCCGAUUGGCUUUUAUCAUUGUGUUUGAGCACCUCGUGUUCUGUAUAAAGCACCUCAUUUCCUAUCUGAUCCCAGACCUCCCCAAAGAUCUGAGGGAUCGCAUGAGGAGAGAGAAGUACCUGAUCCAGGAGAUGAUGUACGAGGCGGAACUGGAGCGCCUCCAGAAGGAACGAAAGGAGAGGAAGAAAAAUGGAAAAGCACAUCACAACGAGUGGCCGUGA